CACUCACCGAGUCAUCACACCGACCAACCAGCAGACUUUCUCUUCCUCCACCCACAAGCCAACGGGCACCAUUCUCCCAACCACCUCAGUCCAAGGGACAGGUCCCACACACUCAGCCCCACCUCUGACGAGCACCACCAGUGGGACCAGCCAUGCCCACAGCUCAUUCAGCACAGCCAGAACCUCCACAUCUUCAGUGUCAAACACACACCAUGAAUCCACAACUGCAUCUGCAACCACCAUCACUCCCAUGUCCACUAGUAGGGGUACGGGGACCCCAACGGCACACACCAGCUCCACCACUCCCAACAGCCCCCACACCCCUUUCACCACAUCCUCGCCACCCACGCUUUCUGUCUCUUCCACACCACACAGCACUGGAACCCCCUCAAGAACAUCCUUCAAGACCACCACCGUCCUCUCAUCUCCACCUGCCCCUCAUACCACAAUGUCUACUCUAGUUCCUACAUAUUCCACCUCCUCAGUCACUCCCACCACUGAACGAGUCAUCACACCUACCCAAGAACACACAAUUUCUACCUCGACUCCCAAGCCAACAGGCACUUUUAUUCCGACUACCUCAAUCCAAGGGACAGGUCACACUCUCUCAUCCCCUCCACACACAGGCACAACAAAGGGGACCAGCCAGACCCAAAGCCCAUUCAGCACAGUUAAAACCUCUGCUUCCCCAGUUUCUCACACACCCCACCAUAAAUCCACAUCAGCAUCUGCUUCCACCAUCACUCCCAAAACCACAAUUAGAGGAACUGGGACCCCAGUGGCCUACACCAGCUCCGAAACCCCCAACAGGCCACACACCCCCUUCACCACAUAUUCACCAUCCACACUUUCCACACCACACACCACUGGAACUCCCUCGGGGACAUCAUUCAAGACCACCUCCAUCGUUCCAUCUCCAUCUGGCCCUCACACCACACUUCCAACUCUUGUUCCCACAUUUUCUACCUCCUCGGUCACGCCAUCCACUCACCGAGUCAUCACACCGACCAACCAGCAGACUUUCUCUUCCUCCACCCACAAGCCAACGGGCACCAUUCUCCCAACCACCUCAGUCCAAGGGACAGGUCCCACACACUCAGCCCCACCUCUGACGAGCACCACCAGUGGGACCAGCCAUGCCCACAGCUCAUUCAGCACAGCCAGAACCUCCACAUCUUCAGUGUCAAACACACACCAUGAAUCCACAACUGCAUCUGCAACCACCAUCACUCCCAAGCCCACUAGUAGGGGUACUGGGACCCCAGGUGUAUACACCUCUACCACCCCUAAAGGUUCACACACUCCUUUCACCACACACCAGCAAUCCACACUAUCUGUCUUAUCCACACCACACACCACAGGAACCCCCUCAAGAACAUCAUUCAAGACCACCACCAUCCUUCCAUCUCCAUCUGGCCCUCACACCACAUUUUCUACUCUCAGUCCCACAUUUUCAACAUCCUCUGUCACUCCAACCACUCACCGGGCCAUCACACCUACCCACCAGCAGACCUUAUCCACCUCCUCUCUCAAGACCACAGGAUCCAUUCUCCCAACCACCUCAGUCCAGAGCACAGGUCCCACACACUCAGUUCCACCACUGACGAGCACCACCAGUGGGACCAGCCAUGCCCACAGCUCAUUCAGCACAGCCAGAACCUCCACAUCUUCAGUUCCUACACCCCCA
Molecule: messenger RNA, 1687 nt
Organism: Tupaia belangeri chinensis (Chinese tree shrew)
Lineage: Eukaryota; Metazoa; Chordata; Mammalia; Scandentia; Tupaiidae
Product: mucin-6-like
Exons: 1
Source: RefSeq, a predicted model, not a curated record